CUUUCUCGCUUUUUUCUUCACUCUUUAUGCCUUACUUUCAUUUGCUUCAAGGUAAUGCUGCCUCGAAGACAUGGCUUCUUGGCACCAGGCUCAAGGUACCUCAGGGAAAAUCACUGCCUCUUGGUUGACGGAGCUGCCCUGGGGAAGGCCUCGUUGAGGCAGGUUUCAGAAGAGGAAGAGGAGGAAGAUGAAGAGGAUGAGGAAGAGGAAGGAGAGGAUGGGGAGGCGGAAAAGACUGGCGAAGAGGAAAGAGUGCUCAAAGUCGCGGUUCAUGAGAAAGCGGGGAAUAACGGUAGCAGGGAUCAUCACCUAGCUGCUCACUCUUUUUCCGUUAUCAACAAUCUGAAGGAGAAAGCUUUCGCUAAUUCACCGUCCUUUAUCGAGUUCCGUCUAAAUCUGGAACGAGGUAACACGAAAGAUGAAGGGGAAGAGGAACUGCUUGAUGGUAAUGCCAAUGGUGGUUUGAGCACGAACAAUCCAUUGGGUCACGCAUCAACUCAUGGCUCUGCGUUUUCUCCGGAUCACAAUUUUGCGGUGAAUAGCUUGGUGGAAGAUCUCCUAGUUAACUCCAAAUUUUCCGGUCGACUUGCGCUCGGGGCCCCAAUCCCUGAAGAUAAUAGUUCUUACAGUGCAAUUUCCAGAGACAGAGACGAUUUCCGUUCCAGUUCCACCCGCUCAAUGGCCUUCACAAACCCAUCUCUAUCCCCCAUGAACAGAACCUAUGGUCCAUCUAUUUUGGAGUCUCAGAUUCUGUCUUCGAGGAAUUCGCUCUCUGUUUUAUCGCGUGACUCACGCCGAGGUCCGUGGGGCAGUCAGAUUGGUUUUUCUGUCACUGCUUCUACCGAGCCUGAUCCCCUUCAUCAAUUACCGCUGAGUGCAGGCAUUGACCCGUGGGACAAGAGUGGUAGCCGUGGUGGAGGUGGAGACACUUCUGUCACUGGAGUCAGCGUCGUAAGCACCCGCUCCAUGAUCCAAGGCUCAGUGAUCACCUUUCGUGAUGUGGAGUACGUCGUGCCAGUUAAGAAAAUGCCCUGCAGUAAGGCCGUCAAGAAGGUCGUUCUUACUGGUGUCAGGUACCUAACCUAUCCACUGUACUUGCAUUUUGAAAGGCUUCAGUUUUUUCUCUCUUAUGUUCCGGAGUAUUGUCCACAUUAUGGUCGCACAGAAGUAGUGGUAGUUCAUUGUCCAAAGUAUUACAGUCUUGCUCUUACUCUGGCCUUAUGUUGGCUACCGCAGCACCGCAUCCUACUUCGCUACCUUCUUCCCCUCUCUUACAGUGGGAUAAUGCGUCCAGGGUUAAACGCUAUCAUGGGUCCCACAGGCUGCGGAAAGUCAUCCCUUCUUGACGUUCUGGCAGGACGGAAGGAUCCACAAUUCCUCACUGGUGAAGUGCUUAUUGACGGCCAUCCUCAACCAAAAAACUUCAAAUGUGGCUCCGGCUACGUUGUACAGUAUCUCGAUGUAAGUACGGUAGACAGCUUUGCAGCGAACAUCUACAGGUGGUUUGCGGUUGGUGUUGCUUCAACUGCUAACAGCAUUACUGUAGAUCACGCAACUGGAGAAUUGCCAUACGUGGACGAUAUUUUCAGACCUUCCGUUGGGAGUUGUUUUAACGGGUCAACUUUCCUUUUAAAGGACGAUAUUUUGAUGGGGACGUUGACAGUUAGAGAGACCUUGUACCUUGCUGCAAUGUUGCGUCGAAAGCAGGGUCACACCAAAGCUGAAAUGAACGAGAAAAUCAACGAGAUUCUCGAUGAACUUGGGUUGACAAAAAUUGCCGACAAUAAGAUUGGCACCGAGCUCAUUAGAGGCAUAUCGGGUGGCGAGCGGAAGCGGACUAGCAUUGGAAUGGAAAUUAUCGCAGAUCCGUCAGUCCUUUUCCUGGAUGAGCCAACCACCGGCCUCGAUGCAUUUACUGCCGGCAGUGUUAUUCAAACUCUGAAAUCGCUAUCUCGACGCGGACGGACAAUUAUUCUUUCAAUUCACCAACCUAAAUACUCCAUUUACAAGCUAUUUGAUUCUCUCACUCUCAUGUCCAAUGGUCAAAUUGUCUAUCAUGGAUUGGCCCGUAAAGCACCGAUGAAUUACUUUUCGAGGCUGGGCUACGUCUGCGAAGAUCACAACAAUCCGCCGGACUUUUUCUUGGACAUUUUACAUGGAGAAGUGAAGCCUCUUGAUCCCGGUGGAGACAAGGGGGAUGAGUACGACGCCCAAAGUGACGACUCUCAUGAACGGAUGCGAGUUGUGUCUGAACGGCUUGUCAAUACAUGGGCGGAGUCUCCCGAGUGUCGAAACGCACGGAACGAGGUUAUGGCCGUACGGAACCACUCUACCAGUGAAACAAACUACUCAAAGGCCCCUGAGCGCAUGGGCUAUGCGGCCUCCUUUCCCUUGCAAAUGCUAAUUGUUUGUUGGCGCACCUUCAUCAGUCUGAUGCGCGACCCCCAAGCCUCCAUCGUACAGACCCUUGUCUACCUCUUCUUUGCCGUCUCCAUGGGUGUGGUCUACUUCGGGCUAGACACAUCCCUCGAAUCCGGUAUUCAGAAUCGCUCAGGUCUUUUCUUCUUCGCCACACUGCAAGUGGUCUUCGUUAACAUUGGCUCCAUUGAACUCUUCCUCAAAGAGAGAGCCAUAUUUUUGCAUGAGCACUCAAGCGGCUACUAUAGAGUGUCUGCGUACUUCCUCGCAAAGCUAAUAUGCGAUGUAUUCCCAACGAAGGCGCUACCCGUGUUCUUCUUCAUGCCCAUCACCUACUGGAUGGUGGGCUUGAUGCCCAGAGUGGGCAAUUUUUUCUUCUUUGAGCUCAUUCUCACUCUUGGAACCGUCUCCGCUUCUGCCGCGGCCAUGGCUGUCUCCGCCAGCGUAACUCUCUUCUCCAUCGCCAAUGUCAUCAUCUCCAUCCUCUUCGUCUUCAUGAUGGUAUUUGGAGGUUUUCUAAUCAACCUAAACAGCAUGAGCCCAUGGUUAAGCUGGUUGCGAUACCUGUCCAUUUUCCACUACACUUUUGGGGGCCUUCUUGUCAAUGAACUGGCCGAACUCGAGUUCUGUCCCUCCUCCAAUAGGACACGGCAAAAUUUCAACGACACCAGAGAAUGUCAACCUGGGCGGUUGUACCUGGACGACCUGGGGUAUGCUAGUCGCACGGCCUGGGACAUGUGGUCGAAUGUGGUAGGCCUGACUAGCAUCGCAAUUGUUUGCUUUACCCUAUGCUACUGUCGUCUGUGUCGACUAAACACUUUUAAAUAA
Hydatigera taeniaeformis is the source of this 3246-nucleotide messenger RNA. Lineage: Eukaryota; Metazoa; Platyhelminthes; Cestoda; Cyclophyllidea; Taeniidae. The record is from the annotation of a GenBank genome assembly.